This is a messenger RNA of Schizosaccharomyces octosporus yFS286, 1692 nucleotides long. RefSeq names its product nucleoporin Nsp1. The transcript has a single exon. Gene Ontology annotation, cellular component: nuclear pore central transport channel; nuclear pore. Lineage: Eukaryota; Fungi; Ascomycota; Schizosaccharomycetes; Schizosaccharomycetales; Schizosaccharomycetaceae. Gene Ontology annotation, biological process: RNA export from nucleus; protein import into nucleus. The record is from RefSeq and is a predicted model, not a curated record. Gene Ontology annotation, molecular function: phospholipid binding; structural constituent of nuclear pore. Bases 1 to 1692 code for a protein of 563 amino acids.
AUGGAUUUAGCCUUUAAUCAAGGAAACAACCAAGGAACAGGGUUUUCGUUCGGUUCUUCAGCACCAAAUAAUACAGCCAGCCAAGGAACAGGCGCGUCCUCCGGUACAAACUUAUUUGGAGGAAAUUCAGGAAAUAGUGGAGGUUUGUUUGGAUCUGCUUCGAAUGCCGCGAAACCAGGGGGAGGCUUUAGUUUUGGCUCCAAUGCGUCUGAUGCUGGCAACAAGCCCAGCUUUUCCUUCGGACAACCAAAGCCAGGGGGUGCUUCAUUGUUUGGUAGCUUAAACAAGCCUGCUACAGAAACAGCUGCUGGAUCCUCGCCGGCCGGCGAUGCAAAUGCCAACACAAACCAGCCUGCUCAAUCUACUACACAACCAUCAGGUGGUAGUCUUUUCUCUUUCGGUGCUAAACCAGCAGCUCCUGCAACUGGUACUCCUAGUAGUACUGGUACUGGAACAGGUGGAUUCUCGCUAGGAAGUGGUUCCAAUUCUGGAGGCUUGUUUGGGCAGAAACCGGCUAACAAUGCUGCUGCUGCUUCGUCGACAGCUCCAUCCCAAGACAAACCUGCAGCUGGAGGUUUUAGCUUCGGAAAACCCCAAACUUCCUCUACUACUACAGCUGGAGUUACUGAAAACAAACCCAGUACAACCACUUCAGGUGGAUUCUCUUUUGGUGGUGCUACUGGUGCUGCAAAGCCUGCUGAAAACAAACCCAGUACUAGUGCUUCAGGUGGAUUCUCUUUCGGUGGUGCUACUGGUGCUGCAAAGUCUGCUGAAAACAAACCCAGUACUAGUGCUUCAGGUGGAUUCUCUUUCGGUGGUGCUACUGGUGCUGCAAAGCCUGCUGAAAGCAAACCAGCUUUCUCUUUUGGUGGUGGAUCUGGAAGUAAAUUAGGUACUUCCAGUACCACACCUGCUUCGAACGAAGCUAGCAAACCAUCAACGGAUACCACGAAACCAAGUACGACAGCCCCUACUCAGCCUUCUGGUGGAUUUUCUUUCGGUAAGCAAGACUCUUCUUCCAAACCGGCAACCACGGGCUCAUUGUUUGGCUCUAAACCCGGCGAGACGAAUAUAAACAAACCUGAUGCUGCUAAAGAUGCUACUUCAAAACCUGCUGCGGCCGGGCCUGUGGAAUCCCCACCUUCAUCUAUAAAGCACAAAACUUUACAAGAAAUUCUUAAUAAAUGGUCAUCAGACCUCAAUACACAAACCUCAGUGUUCAACAAACUGUGUGAUCAAGUUGCUGAUUGGGAUAAGGCUUUGGUAGAUAAUGGAGCAUUAAUUUCGAAAUUAUAUGCAGAAACAGUGGAUGCUGAACAGUUAUCAAAUCGGGUUGAUGAUGGACUUGAAUAUGUUUCCUCUAGUCAGCAAGAGCUAUUUAAAUUGUUAGAUUCUUAUGAAGCACAGCUUGAAUCCUUUGAUGGUCGUACCCCUACCGCGCCCAAUGUGGAGCGCGAGCGUGCUUUUAAUGUUGCUGAUGACAUUUUGGGUCGUCUCGACAGACUUGGAGAAGAUUUGGGAACUGUAAUUAAUCAAAUGAACGACUUCUCGAAGCCUGAUGACUCUAUAUCUGAAAUUGUUAAGGUGUUGAAUGCUCAAUUAUCAAGUUUGGGAUGGGUGGAAAAUAGGAUAUUCCAGAUGGAAGAAAAAAUAGAAAGCGUCAAAAAAAGGAGUAAUGAUGUUUUAUUUUGA